GACGUGCUCUCACUCCUCUCCGUGCGUCUCCGCGCUCCUCACAGAAACAUGAGCUCUUCAUCCGUUCUUUUCAGUCUGUGGAUCGUGUCCGUGUGUCUGAGCCUUUUGGUCCGAGUCCAGGCCGCCGUGAUUGGCCCGUCUCUGCCCGUCAUGGCGUUGUUGGGCGAGGACGUCAUUCUCCCGUGCCGCUGCGACCCGGCUCGUGACCUGGGCUCCAUGACGGUGGAGUGGUCCCGCACCGACGUAAAGCCGGCGCCCUCGGACCCGCUCAAGAGGAGCAAGUUCGUGCACAUGUACAGGAACCGCAAAGACGACAUGGACAUGAAGAUCGAGGAGUAUAUAAACCGGACGCAGCUUUUCCCGGAGCAGUUCGGAGCCGGGAACGCGUCGCUCCGAAUCCGAAGUGUCAGACUGUCCGAUAAUGCGACCUACAAGUGCUUCGUCCCAAACCUGUGGGAGGAGGCCUACGUUACUCUCAUCGUCCGUGAAGCGGCAACUCCGACAGAAGCCGCGGAUACGGAGUCGAAACUGAACAUCGAUAUCAGCCCGACUCCUCCUUCCGACAGAUCUCGUCUUCCCGCCGUCGUCUCAUUCGUCGUUGUGGCGGUUCUUUCCGUCAGCGUUGUGCUAUUCGUCGUCAUCUCCAAACUACAAAAGCAACACUUGAAACAUCCGUGUGAAAAGCCGCGUCCGCCCGAGCGCGCAGAGGAGGAACGAGUCAGGCCCGCGGAGGAGGUGACCCUGCUGAGCGUCGACUGUCCCAAAGACGACACGCAGAGGUCGACGCUACAGGCCGGAUGAUGUCAGGUGGACUUUCUUCAAUCCUUUCUUAGAUAAUAUUUUUACACUUGCCUGCAGCGUACACUUAGCUAUUUCAUUUUAUUAGACUCUUAGAAGCCACACUACACGCCGUGAGGAAGAUCGUACGACACGUCCACACUGCGGCGGGGCUCAACACGAGACGUGGAAAAGACCGAAGAGCGAAUAUCAACGUUCCAGGCAGGAAUGUGUCUCAAAGGACUGGUUAGCUGAGGCUAGCGCUACAUGCUAACAGUGUUUUUGUUUGUAAAACUUAUCAGAUUGAAAAUGGAGCGUCAGACAGAAGUGAUCUCAGUCUCAGAGCUGGUCUUCUUUCUAAAUUUGGUCCCAGAGUGACACGGGGACAUUUUUAGCUGCGACUUUCAGACGUCUCUUGGCUCAGAUGUCCAAAAUGGCGCAGUGAGCACCUCGUUUAUGGGGCUGGAUUCCCCUCGUUUACUUUAAUUUGUUCCAGCCAUGUCACCUCACACCCUCCACCUCUAGAGCAUAGACUGUGUUUAUAGCUGGUGCGUUCCAAACAGGAAGUGAUCAUGUUGUGCACUUCCUGCUCCAUCGACUCUGGCUCCAGUUCACCUUCUAUUGGAAAAGCUGCGUCCCCUCUGUCUGUAACUGCUGCUGUCAGACUCAAGAUAUGAACAUGAACGUGCUCUAGUACAAUGCACUGAAUCUUUUUUAUUUACUAUAAUUUAUUUUCUCCUUCAAUGUGAAAAAUGGGAAUGUAAAAAUGUGCACUUAGAAGUUUGGGAGAUUCAACAUAACUUUGAGACUCCUCCUGACAAAUACUCGUGCUCUUGUGUACUCGUUUACUCAUCUCCUUGUGUACUCAUUUACUCGUGCUCUUGUGUACUUGUGCUCUUGUGUACUCGUGCCAUUGUGUACUUGUGCCAUUGUGUACUUGUGCCCUUGUGUACUUGUGCUCUUGUGUACUUGUGCUCUUGUGUACUUGUGCUCUUGUGUACUCGUGCUCUUGUGUACUCAUGCCCUUGUGUACUCAUGCCCUUGUGUACUCGUGUCCUUGUGUACUCGUGCCCUUGUGUACUUGUACUCUUGUGUACUCGUGCCCUUGUGUACUCGUGCCCUUGUGUACUCGUGCCCUUGUGUACUUGUGCCCUUGUGUACUUGUACUCUUUUGUACUCGUGCCCUUGUGUACUCGUGCUCUUGUGUACUUGUACUCGUGCCCUUGUGUACUUGUUUGCUCGUGCCCUUGUGUACUCAUGCCCUUGUGUACUCAUGCCCUUGUGUACUUGUACUCUUGUGUACUCGUGCCCUUGUGUACUUGUUUGCUCGUGCCCUUGUGUACUCGUGCCCUUGUGUACUCGUGCCCUUGUGUACUUGUGCCCUUGUGUACUUGUACUCUUGUGUACUCGUGCCCUUGUGUACUUGUACUCUUGUGUACUCGUGCCCUUGUGUACUCAUGCCCUUGUGUACUCAUGCCCUUGUGUACUUGUACUCUUGUGUACUCGUGCCCUUGUGUACUUGUUUGCUUGUGCCCUUGUGUACUCGUGCCCUUGUGUACUCGUGCCCUUGUGUACUCGUGCCCUUGUGUACUCGUGCCCUUGUGUACUUGUGCCCUUGUGUACUUGUACUCUUGUGUACUCGUGCCCUUGUGUACUUGUACUCUUUUGUACUCGUGCCCUUGUGUACUCGUGCUCUUGUGUACUUGUACUCUUGUGUACUCGUGCCCUUGUGUACUUGUUUGCUCGUGCCCUUGUGUACUCAUGCCCUUGUGUACUCAUGCCCUUGUGUACUUGUACUCUUGUGUACUCGUGCCCUUGUGUACUUGUUUGCUCGUGCCCUUGUUUGCUCGUGCCCUUGUGUACUCGUGCCCUUGUGUACUUGUGCCCUUGUGUACUUGUACUCUUGUGUACUCGUGCCCUUGUGUACUCAUGCCCUUGUGUACUCAUGCCCUUGUGUACUUGUACUCUUGUGUACUCGUGCCCUUGUGUACUUGUGCCCUUGUGUACUUGUUUGCUCGUGCCCUUGUGUACUCAUGCCCUUGUGUACUCGUGCCCUUGUGUACUCGUGCCCUUGUGUACUUGUGCCCUUGUGUACUUGUACUCUUGUGUACUCGUGCCCUUGUGUACUUGUACUCUUGUGUACUCGUGCCCUUGUGUACUCGUGCCCUUGUGUACUCGUGCCCUUGUGUACUCGUGCCCUUGUGUACUCGUGCCCUUGUGUACUCGUGCCCUUGUGUACUUCUCCUUUGUGUGGAAGUGUUUACAUUUCAGUUCAUUUUAGUCGCUGCUGGUCAAUG
Periophthalmus magnuspinnatus is the source of this 3074-nucleotide messenger RNA. Its product is annotated as myelin-oligodendrocyte glycoprotein-like. The transcript has 6 exons. Lineage: Eukaryota; Metazoa; Chordata; Actinopteri; Gobiiformes; Gobiidae. The coding region runs from base 49 to 801 and encodes 250 amino acids. The record is from RefSeq and is a predicted model, not a curated record.